Messenger RNA from Ipomoea triloba (trilobed morning glory), 1154 nucleotides. Its product is annotated as probable F-actin-capping protein subunit beta. The transcript is spliced from 8 exons. Gene Ontology annotation, cellular component: F-actin capping protein complex; cytoplasm. Gene Ontology annotation, biological process: actin cytoskeleton organization; cell morphogenesis; barbed-end actin filament capping. Gene Ontology annotation, molecular function: actin filament binding. The record is from RefSeq and is a predicted model, not a curated record. NCBI's taxonomy places the organism in Eukaryota, Viridiplantae, Streptophyta, Magnoliopsida, Solanales, Convolvulaceae. Bases 70 to 840 code for a protein of 256 amino acids.
UACACACCAUCACAGACAUAUACAAAGAUCUGUUCUGCUCCGAGUUGGAGGGAGAGUGAAGAAAGAAGAAUGGAGGCAGCGCUGGGAUUGAUGAGAAGAAUGCCGCCUAAGCGCAUGGAGACGGCUCUCUCUGCUUUGCUCAGCCUCUUGCCGGACCACUCAUCAGAUCUCCUCUCUCAGGUCGAUCAGCCUCUCCAGGUUAUGGUUGAUCUGGAAACGGGAAAGGAAUUCAUAUUGUGCGAAUAUAACAGAGAUGCGGACUCCUAUAGGUCGCCUUUGUCAAAUACGUAUCAUCCACCACUAGAAGAUGGAGCUUAUCCAUCUGCAGAGUUGAGGAAACUUGAAAUUGAAGCAAAUGAAGUCUUUGCUGUUUAUCGUGACCAGUAUUAUGAAGGUGGCAUUUCAUCCGUUUACAUGUGGGAAGAUGAAACUGAAGGCUUCAUUGCCUGCUUCUUAAUAAAGAAAGAUGGCUCAAAAUCUGCACAUGGUAGAAGAGGAUAUCUGCAGGAAGGAGCCUGGGAUGCUAUACAUGUUAUCCAGGUUGGUCCAGAGGAAGAAGGGACAGCACACUACUGCCUGACUAGUACUGUGAUGCUAUCUUUGACCACAAAUAAUGAGUCCUCAGGCACCUUCAAUUUGACAGGAUCGAUAAGAAGACAGAUGAAUAUGCAACUCCCUCUCUCGGAGGGUCAUUUAUGCAACAUGGGAAGGAUGAUUGAGGAAAUGGAGGGCAAACUUAGGAACUCCCUCGAUCAGGUUUAUUUUGGAAAGACAAAGGAAAUGGUCUGUAUUUUACGCCCUCCAUCUGAACCGGUGCAAAUGAAACUGCCUUCGAGCUAAAGAUAUCUAUGCCAUCUCCAUUGAUCGGUAUUAAUAAAAAUACAUUUCCAGAUUUGUUUGUUCUGCUAUUCAUAUUGAAGGGGUUGUGCAUCUACAGUGAAGGAAUUUAUUCUUGUUCUUCCAAUUAUGAAUUCAGGCCCGGCGCCACAAGAGUACUUGAAUCCUAUCCAUUUAUAUGUUGUUGAACAGCAAUCUACCUUUUAUAAUUUGUGAGUUUCUUGGAUAUGCUAGUUUUUGAGUAAGAAUUGAAAGAUUGAAUAUAUUGGUUCAAACUUUUGUUGUUCGCUACAAAUAUAUUUCAAAUUUUGUUGGGA